Messenger RNA from Trypanosoma theileri, 1887 nucleotides. Its product is annotated as mitochondrial DNA primase. The transcript has a single exon. The record is from RefSeq and is a predicted model, not a curated record. Lineage: Eukaryota; Euglenozoa; Kinetoplastea; Trypanosomatida; Trypanosomatidae. The coding region runs from base 1 to 1887 and encodes 628 amino acids.
AUGCUUCGAAUAUCUCUGUUCACACGGCAGGUCUCUAAGCGGCUGGUCGCAGAACUUGCGGCGAUGAACAGCGCGGCGAAGGCCAAGACGAGUGCCUCCACUUCAGACACUGUGGGAACUAAUCCCGCCGCUACUUCUACUUCUACUUCAGCAGCUGCAGCAGCUGUAGCCCGGGCAGCAGCGGAGGAGGCACUUGAGAAGACAUCGCAUAAAUCUACUGUACCACUGAAGAAAAAGAUUGUUUCCGAUGGUAAGAACACUACUAAAGGGCAAAUGGAUGGAAAGAAAAAGAAGAAGAAGAAGGUACAAAAGGUGUCACGGGAUUUGAAAAUUGAUAGUCAGAAAGAAGAAGAAGAACCUGUGGCUGCGGUAAAACCCAAGGAACCAGAAAUAACGCCCAUUUUGAAGAAAGAGAAGGUUGAGGAAGUGAAAGUGAGUGAUGACAGGAAGGAAGAGAAAAUGAGUGUCAAGGAGGAGGAAGAGAAAGUGAGUGAUAAAAAGAAAGAAGAGAAAAUGAGUGUUAAGGAGGAGGAAGAGAAAGUGAGUGAUAAAAAGAAAGAAGAAACCGUAUCUGUUAGAAAAGUUUCUACUUCUACCACUCCAUCUACUUUGGCAGCAAAAGAAAAGAAGGAGGAUAUUACCUCCCAGAAGAAAACGCCUAUUAUUAAAUCCUUCCGAAUUGAAGAUGUUGCGGCAGCGUGUAAACCAACAGAUGGUCUCUUUGCCAGACGUUUACCACAAGGCGGAUGUCAAUUCUUUGCAUGGCCUGGUACACCGCUUUCAGUGGCAAGUAAUGCAGUAGCAACAAUGCCAGAUACUAUCCGUACUGUACAUGCGAUCUUUGGUAGAGAACAAACACCAUUAGAUCUCGUUUUGGAUAUUGAUUGUCCAGUUCCACAGGAACAUUGGAGUAUGUCUAAAAUUCGUCCUUUUCAAAAGAAACUUCUCGAUGAAACUCUGACAGUUGUGAAGGAAGAGAUUGAAGCGAUAGGUGAGAAAAUCGCCACUCAAGUUGUUCUACAAUCACCAAACCUUAAAAAAGCUUCCUUUCAUGUUCAUACAAAAUUACAAGAUGUGGCCUUUGAAGAUUAUCACUCCCUUCACGGUUUUCUCUACCGAUUUCAUAAGAAAAUCCCUCAUGUUGAUUUACAAAUUUACCGUGCCCAUGGUAUGUUACGCAUGCAUCGUUGUAUGAAGGAAAACCACACCAGUGCUAUUGUGGUGUUUGAAGAUAAAGAGUGGAAUAUUGGCUUCCCGAACGGUAUUGUGCCAGACGCCGUUGCGGCUCUUCACUCUGUGUGUGUGCGUGAACCCGGCACAUAUUCCCGUCUGCUGCACUUUGAUGCCCCCCGCACUUCUCAAGCACAGGAGGAAACUCUCAUCGCAGCAGCGGGAUCCGGCGGUGAUGUUCACAACAGCGGGAAGUCAGGAGAAGUUAAACUCCCCGCAGUAUUACUCCCACGCACCGAACGUGAGGCAGUAGAGACGGUCUCUGCGUGGCUUCGCAACGGCACUCGUGAGGCCGACGUGGGCGAUUGGCGUUCGUGGAUUUCUCUUGGCAUCAACGCCUAUCGCAUUGCAUAUCACUUCCGCGAUGCCAAAACACUCGCACGGCCGGCGAUGGAAGAACUGCUGGAUGCGUGGGUGGCCGCCAGCAAGAAGUGUGGGAUGAAGUUUAGGCCCGGUGUGUGUGAGGCGCGGUGGUCCUCCUUCGAUAUCGUCAGACUCAGCAAAGCGGGAGAGGACGACUGGUGGGGCCCGUACCGCCGGAUUGGGCGAAUGGCAAUGGUGAAUGCAGCCGCAGAUGCCGCAGCGGCGAGUGCAAAGGCGAGUGGUAAAGGAGAUACAGCAAGUGUAGGAAAUAGCACUUCUGCAGGGAAGAAAUAG